UUGGCGGCGGCCAAUGGGAGGCCACGAAGGCGCUUGACGUCCGCGAGCCGGCGGGCGGCGUUGCCUGGAGACCCCGGCGGGGUCAGCGUUCUGUCCCCUCCUCCGGCACGCCCGCCUAGCCGCUGCCGCGCUCCCGGGCUCUAUAUAGGGCGCGCGCUCGCGGGCCGCGGAGUUCCAGCAGUCCGCGAGCUGUCGUCGGCUCCGCGCGGGGGGGGGGCGGGCUGGGCACCCCGGGGCGCGGAGGAGCGCUGUUUGCUUCUCCUUUCCCCCCACUCCGCACUCCCGGGCACCCUCAAGCCAGUCCACGCUGCUUCCCUCUCUCUAGUCUCGUCCCCCGGCAAACUUUCGGUUCCUCCCCCGCCCCUCACCCGUUAUUCGUCGUGGCUCGAGCCCGGCCGCGCCGCCCCGAGGGCUCCUCCGGACCUCCCUGCCUGCAGCGCCGACCAUUACAGGAUCCAGAAACAUGUCGACUACACUUCUGUCCGCCUUCUACGAUAUCGACUUCUUGUGCAAGACGGAGAAAUCCCUGGCCAACCUCAAUCUGAACAUGCUGGACAAGAAGGCGGUGGGGACGCCGGUGGCCGCCGCCCCUAGCUCGGGCUUCACACCGGGCUUUCUCCGACGGCACUCGGCCAGCAACCUGCACGCACUCGCCCACACCGCGCCUAGCCCCGGCAGCUGUUCGCCCAAGUUCCCGGGCGCGGCUAACGGCAGCAGCUGCGGCAGCGGGGCGGCGGGCGGCCCGGCCUCCUACGGCACUCUCAAGGAGCAGUCAGGGGGCGGCGGCACGGCCCUGCUGAACAAGGAGAACAAAUUCCGGGACCGCUCAUUCAGCGAGAACGGAGAGCGCAGCCAGCACCUCUUGCACCUGCAGCAGCAGCAGCAGCAGCAGAAGGGGGGCGGCGGCGGCUCCCAGAUCAACUCCACGCGCUACAAAACUGAGCUGUGCCGGCCCUUCGAGGAGAGCGGCACGUGCAAGUACGGCGAGAAGUGCCAGUUCGCUCACGGCUUCCACGAGCUGCGCAGCCUGACCCGGCACCCGAAGUACAAGACGGAGCUGUGCCGUACCUUCCACACCAUCGGCUUCUGCCCCUACGGCCCGCGCUGCCACUUCAUCCACAACGCCGACGAGCGGCGGCCGGCGCCGUCGGGGGGCGCCUCCGGGGACCUGCGCGCCUUCAGCGCGCGUGACGCGCUGCACCUGGGCUUCCCCCGGGAGCCGCGGCCCAAGCUGCAUCACAGCCUCAGUUUCUCGGGCUUCCCGUCUGGCCACCACCAGCCCCCCGGGGGCCUCGAGUCGCCACUGCUGCUCGACAGCCCCACGUCGCGCACGCCGCCGCCACCGCCCUCUUGUUCCUCGGCCUCCUCCUGCUCCUCGUCCGCUUCGUCCUGCUCCUCGGCCUCAGCGGCCUCCACGCCAUCAGGCGCCCCGACGUGCUGUGCCUCGGCGGCAGCUGCGGCCGCGGCAGCGCUUCUGUACGGCACCGGGGGCGCCGAGGACCUGCUGGCGCCGGGCGCCCAGUGCGCGGCCUGCUCGUCGGCCUCGUGCGCCAACAACGCCUUUGCAUUCGGCCCAGAGCUGAGCAGCCUCAUCGCGCCCCUCGCCAUCCAGACGCACAACUUUGCCGCGGUAGCCGCGGCGUACUAUCGCAGCCAGCAGCAGCAGCAGCAACAGCAGGGCCUGGUGCCCCCCGCGCAGCCUCCGGCGCCGCCCAGCGCGCCCCUCCCUGCCAGUUCUGCCGCGCCGCCCUCACCGCCCUUCAGCUUCCAGCUGCCGCGCCGCCUGUCCGAGUCUCCCGUGUUCGACGCGCCCCCUAGCCCCCCGGACUCGCUGUCUGACCGCGACAGCUACUUGAGCGGCUCCCUGAGCUCCGGCAGCCUCAGCGGCUCCGAAUCCCCCAGCCUCGACCCCGGCCGCCGCCUGCCUAUCUUCAGCCGCCUGUCCAUCUCCGACGACUGAGGCAAGAGGGCGCCAGCGAGGAGGAGGAAGGGAAGGCUGUUCUGGGGAUGUUGGAGGGCGCCCCUGCCGUCUCGACCCCCGUUAAGGGCGGGGUGGGGGAGGCACGGGAGUGGGGUUGGUGAUAGGCCCUGAGCAGACUGCGGGCCGCACCGAGCACUUGGACUCGAACUUGUGUGCCGGGAGGGGCCUCCACCCCUCCCCUUUCGGUUUCCUCUUUUUUUUUUUUUUUUUUUUUUAAUUUUUAUUAUUACGAAGUUUCGUUCUUGUUGAGCAAAAAAGCCAACGAACUUUUGUAUUGAUGAACAAAAUAUUCACAACAGGGCAGUUGUGAUGCGAACAGAACAAAGAACCAAACACUUAAACUUUUAGGUCUCCUAUGAGUUUGGGACUUUAGGAAAAAAAAAAAUCAACCCAGCACCAGCAGCUACCAACCACCAUUCCAUAUCUUCACUUGAAAGCAUUAGUUACAGUCCAGAUGUGGGAACUCUUAUCUUGAGAGAAGUUCCUAAUUGUCGUUUGUCUCAGACCAGUGUAAACAAACCAGCCAGCCACCACCUUGCUAAACUUAUAAGCUUCUGGAAUCCAGUAUUCUACCAAGAAUAUGCCUUGAUUGUAGUCUUCAGUGUGACAGGUUUUUGUUUGACACAACGUUCUAUACGUCUGGGGAAAAAAAAAAAAAAAACCUUGCAUUCCAAAGUUUCAUACCGGUUACUGGUUUUGUUGCCACCACUUAGUGGAUGUUUAAUUUUAGAACCAUUUUGUCUGCUCUUUCUGGAAGCCUUGGGCAGAGCUUAGUUUGUAAUCGUUGGGGGAAUAACUGCUGAAUUUUUAGCUGUUUUGAGUUGAUUCGCACCACUGCACCACAACUCAAUAUGAAAAAACUAUUUAACUUAUUUAUUAUCUUGUGAAAAGUAUACAUUGAAAAUUUUGUUCAUACUGUAUUUAUCAAGUAUGAUGAAAAGCAAUAGAUAUAUAUUCUUUUAUUAUGUUAAAUUAUGAUUGCCAUUAUUAAUCGGCAAAAUGUGGAGUGUAUGUUCUUUUCACAGUAAUAUAUGCCUUUUGUAACUUCACUUGGUUAUUUUAUUGUAAAUGAGUAAAAAAAAUCUUAAUUUAAGAGAUUGUAUGUAAUAUUUAUUUCAUUAAUUUCUUUCCUUGUUUACGUAAAUUUUGAAAGAUUGCAUGAUUUCUUCACAGAAAUCUAUCCUGAUGCUGUGGAAGUAGUUUGAGGAAUAUCUUAUGAGUUUUCUUAGAAUGUAUAAUGGUUGUAGCCCAUCCAACUUUAAAGAAAAAAAAAGGUGACCACAUACUUUGCAAUCAGGUUUAAAUGUGGCAUGCUUUUCUCAUUCCAGCUUUUGACAUGAGCAAAAAAAACCCA
Messenger RNA from Panthera uncia (snow leopard), 3335 nucleotides. RefSeq names its product ZFP36 ring finger protein like 2 (gene ZFP36L2). The coding region runs from base 464 to 1960 and encodes 498 amino acids. Lineage: Eukaryota; Metazoa; Chordata; Mammalia; Carnivora; Felidae. Gene Ontology annotation, molecular function: mRNA binding; metal ion binding. The record is from RefSeq and is a predicted model, not a curated record. The transcript has 2 exons.